Messenger RNA from Aureobasidium melanogenum CBS 110374, 807 nucleotides. RefSeq lists its product as uncharacterized. The coding region runs from base 1 to 807 and encodes 268 amino acids. The record is from RefSeq and is a predicted model, not a curated record. The transcript has 2 exons. NCBI's taxonomy places the organism in Eukaryota, Fungi, Ascomycota, Dothideomycetes, Dothideales, Saccotheciaceae.
AUGUCCAAACAAUCCUCCCAGCGCCUUCCAGCGCCCUCCCUAUUCGUCGGCCCACCCUCCCACAACGCCAGCAACGUCUCUCUCACACGCGCAAAUACCGAUACCUCGCAACAAACCUCUCGCAACGUCCCUUCCUCCGCUAUCCCAAACCCUUCCUCACCAUCUCUAAACUCUUCUUCGUUGUCGAGAUCCAAUACUGCUGCGUCACGACAACAAAAUGCCAAUCCUUUGUCAAGGCAGAAUACGAAUUUGGGGACUGCAGUGUUAGAUGCCCAUUGGGCAGCCCUCCAAUCCACCCUUUCCGAUAUCGAGUUGAGCGCUGGGUCUUCAGCACACGUGUUUGGCACUGGGCAUGCCAAAGCACUAGAAGAAUUGCGAGCAGCACAAGUAGAACUCGCACGCGCAUGGGGCCAAACAGAUUCCGAAGAUACGUCCACUUUACCAACCAAAGAAGUCAAACCACCAGACACCACAACAGCGCAAAGAAAUAGUAAAGACAACAGCAACACCAAAGACAAAGAAGAUAAACAUCAAAGCAACAAAGAGCAAGAGAAACAAGCAGAGCAGAAUGAGCGAAAGCUAUCUACAGCCACGACACUGGAUCUGACAUCUGCGGCUAGAAGGAGAGAGGCGAGUGAUAAGUACUUUGCAGCCGUGAAAGAAGGUGUUGCUGAGGUGGUUAGGAAGUUGGACGGGGUUGCUGAUGCGAUGAGGGAGGUGGAGAUGCAGAGCAGGGAUAUUUGGGGUGAUGAUGGCAAGGAUAGUAGUGAGAUGACGGACAGUGAGUUUGGGAGUUUGAGUUCUUAG